AUGGCGAAAAAUCUAAAGUUAUAUUUUGAUUUGAUGUCUCAGCCAUCCCGAGCGCUGUGGAUUUUUUUGGAGAAAACAAAAAUUCCAUAUGAAAAGUGUUUGGUGAACUUAGGCAAAGGAGAACAUAUGACCGAAGAGUUCAAGGCAAUCAACCGGUUCCAGAAGGUACCGUGCAUAUCGGACAAUCAGAUCAAUCUAGCGGAAAGCGUAGCCAUUGUGCGUUACAUUUGCCGGGAGUAUAGCGUACCAGAUCAUUGGUAUCCGGUGGAUAGCCGCAGGCGUGCUCGUGUGGACGAAUACCUCGAAUGGCAGCAUCACAAUACGCGUGCUUCCUGCGCGGUCUACUUCCAGUACUUGUGGCUCAGACCGCGCAUGUUCGGCACCAAGGUGGAUCCAAAGCGCGCCGAACAGUACAAGACGCAGAUGGAGAGCUGCUUGGAUUUUAUCGAACGUGAGUUCCUUGGAGGAGGCUCACGUUUCAUCGUUGGAGAUGAAAUUUCCGUGGCAGACUUGCUGGCAGCCUGUGAAAUUGAACAACCAAAAAUGGCGGGAUACGAUCCCUGCGUAGGUCGUCCGAACCUAACGGAAUGGAUGGCAAGAGUUCGCGAAGCAACCAAUCCAUUCUACGAUCAGGCGCACAAGCUUGUUUAUAAAAUUGCUCCAGAUACAGUCACAAGCCAUAAGUUGUAAUAAAACUGC
Messenger RNA from Anopheles nili, 699 nucleotides. Its product is annotated as glutathione S-transferase theta-1-like. Gene Ontology annotation, cellular component: cytoplasm. Gene Ontology annotation, biological process: glutathione metabolic process. The transcript is spliced from 3 exons. Gene Ontology annotation, molecular function: glutathione transferase activity. The record is from RefSeq and is a predicted model, not a curated record. Bases 1 to 690 code for a protein of 229 amino acids. NCBI's taxonomy places the organism in Eukaryota, Metazoa, Arthropoda, Insecta, Diptera, Culicidae.